UGGAGGUGCUUGCUUGCAGAAAUACAGGGAACCAGUGCUGAUAAUAUCCCGCAGGCGAAUAGGGUACACCUUGCGCCUCAUAGCGCAAUUUUUGUCCGGUGCUAUUUUGUAUCUAAUCUCCGAGGGUGCUGUCAUCCAGGAAGAAUUUGGAUACUAUUUAGUGAGCGUGCUCCGCCUAAUGUGAGUUUUUCGACCACGACUUGAAACAAGAACAAAAGCAAUGGGAGCAUUUGGAGUGAUAAUAUGGAUUUUACAUUAUAUGGGACUCUAUAUUCAAUUUAACGCCGCUUACAAACCGACUGUGCGAACCGAGGUGGACAAUCAUAUAUCUGGAAAUGCUCUCUUCACGGAGGUCCCUCAUGACACUACAACGCAUAGCGGUCAGGAUGUGGAGAUGGCCUGUUCAUUCCGAGGGGCGGGGCCCUCCUACUCCCUGGAGAUCCAGUGGUGGUACAUGAAGAACCACAGAGACUGGCCAGAGAAACCCGCCUGGACCUCCAAUCAGGUGGUGCCAAUGGAGGAGAUGUCUAAGGAUGCCACCAAAAUAAGUGUGGUGAAAGUGGCUGGGAGCAACAUCUCCCACAAGCUCCGCCUCUCCAGCGUCAAGCAGUCAGACGAGGGCACAUACGAGUGCCGUGUCAUCGACUUCAGCGGCAGCGUUGCGCAGCACCACCGCGUCCGGGCCUACCUCCAGGUGGAAGCCGAGAGAUGGCUGGGUCACGGGUCAGCAGACACCCAGCCCCAGGAGCCCCGACACAAGGGACAGGGGAGCCAGGUGCACCCCCACCAAACAGAGGACCGGGAACUGAAGAGGCGAUCGGCCGAUGACAGCACCACGGACUGCACUGAGAGCUGUGUGCUCUAGAGUCUGGUUCUGUGUCCGGAUAGGAAUAACAGGAGUGCAUGUUCCCGAUUUAUCUUAAGAAGGAUGAUUAUUUUUACACCAGCAGAGGCCUGGACAAAAACUGCUUAAUUUAUGUUAAUUUAUGAAUCGAUUUGUUUGGUUGUUUGUUAAUCUGAGAUUUGUUUAUGUUUGUUUGAAUUCGGGUUGUCACAGACCACCAGAGGGCAUGAUCGUGUUGUCUUGGUUCUUAAAUGUAAUGUUAUUUCUCAUCGCCUUUGUUAAAUGCUUUGUCCAUGAUUUCUGACUCUGGAGUUGUGAUGGGUGAAGAUGAGGGUGUCGUUGGGAGGAAAGGAUGCGGGGAAGGCCUGUAUCUCAAUUAGUAUGAAGUAUCUUCCUUCCUUUGUCUCCUUUCCUUAAUAAGCACGGAUCUGAAAUGAAUGGAAAGGACAAAGCAAUAUAUACUUUCGGGCUCUUGAGUGGCGCAGUGGUCUAAGGUUAAAAGGUUAAAUAAAUAAAACAAUUAAAAUACUGAACAAAAAUAUAAACGCAACAUGGAACAAUUUCAAAGAUUUUAUUGAGUUACAGUUCAUAGAAGGAAACCAGUCAAUUUCAUUAAAUUCAUUUGCUCUAAUCUAUGGAUUUCACAUGACUGGCCAGGGGCGCAGCCAUGGGUGGGCCUGGGAGGGCAUAGGUCCACAAUCUUGGGAGCCAGGUCCACCCAGUGGGAAGCCUGGCCCAGACAAUCACAAUGAGUUUUCCCCCACAAAAGGGAUUUCUUACGAUCCCGCAGGUGAAGAAGCCAGAUGUGGAGGUCCUGAGCUGGCAUGGUUACACUUGGGCUGUGGUUUUGUGGCCAGUUGGAUGUACUGCUAAAUUCUCCAAAAUGAUGUUAUGGCUUAUGGUAGAGAAAUUAACAGUACAUUCUCUGGAAACAUCUUUGUUGGAUAUUCCUGCAGUCACCAUGCCAACUUGAGAUAUCUGUGGCAUUGUGUAGUAUGACAAAACUGUACAUUUUAGAGUGGCCUUUUAUUGUCUCUAGCACAAGGGGCUAGUGUAAUGAUCAUGCUGUUUAAUCAGCUUCUUGAUAUGCCACACCUGUCAGGUGGAUGGAUUCCUGCUCUUGGCAAAGAAUAAAUGCUCACUAACAUGUAAACAAAUGUGGGCACAUAAUUUGAGAGAAAGACACUUUUUUUUUGCAUACAGCAUGAAUCAUUUCUGGGUUCUUUUAUUUCAGCUCAAGAAAAAUGGGGCCAAAACUUUACAUGUUAUGUUUACAAUUUGUUCAGUUUAGUAGCUACCAACCCAGGUAUUUCUGUAUCUGAAGUUAUGAAUUAAAGGAGACAAUUAGAGGAAGUGAUUCAGGAGUAUUUAGACCCCAUAGUUCAUCGAAAGAUACAUAUUGCUCUCGGUGACAUACACUUUGAAAUACCUUGUUUCUUAAUGGUCUUUAAUGAAUGGAAACAUAUUCCAAAAAAAGCGACAGUAUUUACAUGUAAAUAACACUUUUAAUUGAUCAAGCUCUGUGAAAGGACUUUGAAGGUUGUUCUUUGGUUUGUACUUACAUUUUGCUUUGAUGUUUUGUAAAAAAAAAUCUUGAUCGAAAUGUGUAACUUUCUAAACCACUUCUAGAAUAUCCAACGUAAACCCAAACAUACAUGUAUGCCUUCAUAACAUUGAAUAAAUGGUAUAUUAUCUCCACACUGUACACACACACUUUUCCUAUCAGCACGACACAAGGUAUCAAGUGCUAAUUAACCAAAUUAAUCAUUGCACAAUAUGGGCCAGUUUCCCAGCCACAGAUUAAACCUAGUCCUGGACUAAAAUGCAUUUUUAAUGGAAAUUCUCCAUUGAGAAUGAUUGUUAGUCCAGAACUACGCUAAAUCUGUCUGGGAAACCUGCCCUGAGAGUAUGUUAAUUCUAGCUUUUUUGUCUCAACUAGCGCUGGGUCUUUUUUCGUGCAAUUAUUUCGUCAAUGGAGUUAAAAUGACAAGUUGUGUUUUUUAAAUAUUUUUUAAAAUCUUCUCACCCUUCUCUUCUUGACUGUAUUUGUUCUUCAAUCUAAGUGAUGCUGUUUGAUAGCUAUUCUGUUAAAUACAUUGAUUUGAUGGAGAAAAAAAAACCUUUGGUCUUUGGAAUGAUUUUUUUGUUUAUUGUUCAGUUACAGGACUAUGAUGUCCGCGUGAUCUCCUGUCAGAGAAAAAUCGUAUGCCAAAAAUCAAAACAUUUCAACACGAUAGUUCAUGAAACAGUUGUAUCUCAAUGGCGGUAUUGAAUGCAUGACAGGGCAUUCUGUUCUUUUACAUCUGCUUUGCUAUGAUCAGGAAUCUACCAGAAAAUAAUUUUUUGAAGCAUCUACAGUAACAUUAAGAACCCCCCCUUUCCCUCAGAACAGUCUUAAUUCGUUGGGGCAUGGACUCUGCAAGGUGUCGAAAGUGUUCCACAGGGAUGCUGGUCCAUGUUGACUCCAAUGCUUCCCACAGUUGUGUCAAGUUGGCUGGAUGUCCUUUAGGUAGUGGACCACUCGUGAUACACACAGGGAAAACCCAGUACUGUAGGCAGUUCUUGACUCCAACCUUAUUGAUGUCACUUGUUAAAUCCACUUCAAUCAGUGUAGAUACGGGGAAGGUACCAACUACAGAUAACAAUCUACUUAAGCCAUGAACUCACCAGUAGUGUUCAGUGCAGAGAGCCUUGUGUUCCUCAGUCGACGGCGUGUCCUGUCUUUUUCCUUUCAAUAGUGAAAAGGUAACAAGGUGUGUAAAGUAAUGUAUUCAAGUAAAAAUGUGUGAACACCAUAGAAUAGAAGACAGGCAAUUACUGUUACACAUUUUAUUAAUCUUUUUUCAAAGAUUCUCCAAUGGUAAUAGAUAGUAGGGACAACAAUUCAUAUUUUAACUUAGUCAAGUUGGUUUUAACAUACAAUGCAUACAACCAUGGAAUUAUACUAUGUGGGGUUAUAAGAUAGGUUUAGUAGAAGGGUUACAAGCCACAAUAAACUUGGAUUAAUUUAACUAUUUCUCAUUGUCUGUUUGUUCGUAGCAGAUUGGGAUACAGUGCGCUGCUGCCACCUAUAGGGCUAAAAAUGAAUUACAAUUACUGAUGCACUUCUCUUGAACAGAUGAUAGAAGUCCAUGUAACACUAUCUAAUCACCUGACUCCUACCUAUUCUCCUUUUCACAGUGAUACAUUAAAUGCAAUGUGUGAUUUUAAUGCCUUUGUUAAUAUUUAACAAACACACACACGUCCUAUAUCAACUUUGAUUCAACCAGUGGGGAACUUCUAAUCUUUUCCACGAUGGUGGCUGUUAUUCAAUUGGACAAUGGAAUAAGUAUUAUACCGAUCGUCAGUGGCCGUACUCAACUACAAUACUCCAACAAAUGUUUUAGCGUAAGCCAAGCGUUGUAUGUAAGCGGGACCCAGUUUGUUUAGAAAGGACUUCAUGCUCAAACACGAAGCAGCUCCUUUCUUCAGCACCAUGUCAAUGACGUCACGUGCAUUCUCUUCCCUCACACAAAUCCCCUUCACUGCUUUCACAUCAUUGGCAAUAAUCCCUUUCUGUUACAGAAGUCCAUCCAGCAAAACAUCAAUAACAGGCUUUGACACUCAAGCCACAAACUCCUUCCCCACAGAGCGCUGUUGUUUCUCUGCAGAACUCAGCUGUUCCUUUGCUGAAUCACUCUCAGCCUGGAAGAGGUAGAAUAUGCCUCUGCAAAAACUAAAGGGUUACCCUGCCACAGCAGUGCGUCUUGAUCCAUAUUAGUCAGUUAGUGAGUUUAAUAACGUCAAACAUGGAAUGAUACAAAACUGAUAACAGCGGUUCGCAAUCAAGGGAGUAAUGAAGUUCAGGUGUGACUGUUGAUGCUGUGACGCAGGUGUGCGUAAAGAUAGGUUGCCAGGACCAGUGGUUAGCAUACUGGUGAUGCCGCAUGCCGGAGCAGAUGUGACAAUUGUUGUGACAGAACACUGAGACAAUCACAGUGCAACUAGAGAACAUACCAAUCGACUAUAUCCAUCAGUAAUUUCUACUUUUUGCUCUUUCCAGAUUCAUUUGGAUGAUUAAUUUAAUCAAAUGUUCUUGCAGCUUUUUCUCCUUUGUCUCACUCCUCCUAAUGCCCCUUCUGUGGCUUCCUCAACUACUCCAGCCUGUAAACCAGCUACUGUCCGACCUGCUACUCUACCUGAUGCACCAUUCCCUAUUUAAACUACCCCUCGUAGUUUAACUGAUGUCCCUCCCAAAAUUGCAACCUUUUCUCUGUCCCCAGCCAUCUUAUCUUUCCCAUUUUGCCCCCAUACAUAUGGCUUCCUUGUUUCUGUCUGGGAUCACUAAUCUAACCACCUGUAAUGUAUACCUUUCAGCUCCCAGGUCUUCUACCACCUCUAAACGUACCAAUUCCAAUCCUGCUGCCCCAGCAGCAACUCUACCUGCUGCCCCUGCAUCUCUACCUGAACC
This is a messenger RNA of Oncorhynchus keta (chum salmon), 5294 nucleotides long. Its product is annotated as V-set and transmembrane domain-containing protein 2-like protein. Bases 221 to 865 code for a protein of 214 amino acids. The transcript is spliced from 4 exons. The record is from RefSeq and is a predicted model, not a curated record. Lineage: Eukaryota; Metazoa; Chordata; Actinopteri; Salmoniformes; Salmonidae.